Molecule: messenger RNA, 2060 nt
Organism: Folsomia candida
Lineage: Eukaryota; Metazoa; Arthropoda; Collembola; Entomobryomorpha; Isotomidae
Product: extracellular signal-regulated kinase 7
Exons: 3
Coding region: 117-1871 (584 amino acids)
Biological process (GO): protein phosphorylation
Molecular function (GO): ATP binding; protein kinase activity
Source: RefSeq, a predicted model, not a curated record
AUGAUACGAUCAUUUAAUGUAAUAUAUAAGAAUGCUUGCCAACGCCCUGCCCCGUCCAAUUUCACUCAAACUUUGUCAAUUAUUGGUAAAUACCCAUAUCGCAGAAUUGAAGCAGCAUGACAGCUAAUUUUCUCCACAACGUGUCCGCCUACACGUCCUGUCUUGGCCAUGGUGGAUUUGGUAUCGUCCUAAAAUCCAUAGACUACUACAGCACUGAAUCCGCAAUAAAAUUCUUAUUCCCUACUAAUGCCGAUGCCAACGAGCAAAAACAAAUCUUGCGCGAGACAACGUUAACAUCCCAACUGGCCAAGCAUCCCUGCCUGGUGAACACUCUCCAAGUUCAAGAACAGCUGUUCAGUUUUACGGACUUGGAAGAAAUCUUCUCAGAUUCAAUCCUCAAAUCGGACUAUGAGCUGCAAUUUAUCGACAUGUACUUGAUGAAGGCACGCAGGUCGAAAGAAGGCCUGCCCACUAUUUGCAUUCAGAUGGAGCUGUGCGGUGAAACGCUACGCUCCUGGCUCCAUGAAGGGAAGGACAUUAAAAACCUCGAAGUUCAAAAAAUUCAGAAAACUAUAAUUUUAAAUCUUGUCGAAGGCCUGAAAUUUCUACACGAUCAUAAAAUCAUACAUCGCGAUUUAAAACCGGAAAAUAUCAUGUUUUCGAAAUCUGGUUUUUCACUACCGGUAAAAAUCGGUGAUUUCGGUCUUUGUCGAAUCAUCCAUAACGAGGAUUCAGUGACUGGGCGACUGACUAAAUCUGGCGUUGGUACGAAGGCAUACAUGGCGCCGGAAAUUCGAACAGGGGAGUACACUCAGCAAGCGGAUUUUUUCUCGUUGGGCCUAAUAAUUUGGGAGGUUGCACAAUUCGUGACGUUUGAAAUGUUUGAUCAAUUGGUUAUCGAUGAGGAUCGAUACGUGGUGCAUGAGCAUCCCAUGUUGGCCGGGUUGCCGGAAGUUGUGACAAAAUUGACGAAACGGUCGGUUAAAGAGCGAUUUCAAACGUGGCAUGAAGUCGUGAAUGUGGCGAAAGGGUGGAUGGAGCUUGACGGAACUGCUGCGAACUGCAUGACGGUGAGAAAUUCGGUCGAGCUGAGAUCCUGUUUGGGCAUUGUGCGUCCCGGUGCGGUUAUAAAAUUGAGGGAUGGUGUGUACAUUGGACCAUUCACACUUGAGAGGAGCAACGUCACGAUAUUAGGACGUGGCCCCAAUACCGUAAUCAAGAAUAAAGAAGGACACAACGGCACCCUGUUCGAAAUAAUCGCUAGCGAGUGCACCCUCCGCAACGUCAAAUUCGAAUUAACAUACCCGUCUUCCGGAGUAGAAAUUAGAGGAUCGAAAAACAAGUUGUCAAAGAUUGAAUUCGUUUCUGGCUGUUGCAGCAUUGACUUAAGAGGGGAUGAAAAUGAAGUGACGGACAUUAUCACGUCAGGUUCAUCGCAAGGAAUUAGGAUCGACUUUGGGAAUCGGAAUAUUAUUCAGAGAUGCAAAAUGGAAAAUGUGGGAUCUUUAGGGAUCUACAUUUCGACAAACUGUGACCAUAAUGUGGUAAAGAAUAUCACCGGGAGAAACGUAACAUGUGGGAUUCUCGUUGAUGGCUCUUACAAUGCCGUGACAGAUGUCCAUUUCAUAAAAGAUGCAGGAAUAAAAAAAGAUAUUAGCGGGAUUGAUCUGAAGGCUAACGGAUCGAAUAAUACCGUGGAGAAUUUUGAGACCACUGGGUUCUCCAAAUUUGAUCAAGGACUAGAUAUUCGGGGAGAAAAUGCCAUUGUGAAGGACGUUAUUUGUGAAGGGGUCUACAUGGAUAGGAAAGGGAGUAGUGCAAAACUUACUCGAGUUGAUGGCGGAGAGCAAGGGAUACGUCGGAACAACUAAUAUUCUGACAUUUUGAGUUAAGCAUGAUUCAUUGAUUACGUAUUAGGUACAUCAUUUGUGUUAUUAAUGUCUUUAAAAAUUAGAUUAAAGAAAUAUUACAAAAACGACAGUAGUGUAUUAAUAAUAUUGUAAAGUAUUAAAAUAUGAGGCGUACACAUUAAAUGAGAAGAUUGGGUGUUAUCAUUUCAA